Molecule: messenger RNA, 993 nt
Organism: Camelina sativa (false flax)
Lineage: Eukaryota; Viridiplantae; Streptophyta; Magnoliopsida; Brassicales; Brassicaceae
Source: RefSeq, a predicted model, not a curated record
ACAGUUCCAAGAGAAGCUUUUACCUACUUGGAUGGCCAGAAGGACUUUGUCGAGAUCGACCAUAAUGAUCUGUAUCCAUAUCUACUUGUUAAUAUAGGCUCUGGGGUUAGCAUGAUCAAGGUCGAUGGGGAUGGAAAGUAUGAGCGGAUAAGUGGAACAAGCCUUGGUGGAGGCACAUUUUUAGGUCUUGGAAAGCUUCUAACAAAAUGCAAGAGUUUUGAUGAGCUGCUCGAGUUAAGUCACCAUGGAAAUAACAGAGUAAUUGACAUGCUUGUUGGGGAUAUCUACGGUGGAACAGAUUACUCAAAGAUUGGUCUGUCCUCAACAGCUAUUGCUUCCAGCUUUGGGAAAGCAAUUUCUGAUGGCAAAGAACUUGAAGAUUACCAGCCAGAAGAUGUUGCAAGAUCCCUUCUUAGAAUGAUAUCAAAUAAUAUCGGUCAGAUUGCGUAUUUGAAUGCUCUCAGAUUCGGUCUUAAGCGUAUUUUCUUUGGUGGAUUUUUCAUCCGUGGGCUAGAGUACACCAUGGACACAAUAUCAGUUGCUGUUCACUUUUGGUCGAGGGGAGAGGCAAAAGCAAUGUUUUUACGACAUGAAGGGUUUCUUGGAGCAUUAGGAGCAUUCACGAGCUACGAAACUCAUAGUAAUAACGAUUCAAAGCCGCAACAUCAUACUGUGCAAAGAGCAAUUCUCAACUGUUCAGGUGAUGAUAGCUUUCGGCACAUCCCAGUAACGUCUAAUUUAAAUGAUAGCGAAACCAUAGAAUGCAGCAUCAGUUUAGUUUAGUUACCACCUCCCGGUGUAUUGUUAUCAAAUUCAGUGUAGAAAUAUGUUAAUUAAACUGUUUGGAUCAAGAGCUGUACUCAUUAGUAGUAUAUUUGUUGAAUAUGUAAGACGCAUUUAUGCAAACAUGAUUCACUUAUUAAUUAAUGUUCAUGUAUGUCCCCAAUGUAACUUGUACUAUAUAGUUUUAUAAAGAAGAAUCAAAUACACAGA